AUGUCACCUUCCGGUCCAAACAUACAACAAUACAGACAAAUAACGUAUGUUGGUGGAAUAACAAUUAUUGCAUUGUUCUCAAUGUGGUUUUGUAUUCAACCAACAUUUGAAUACGGAAUUUUGAAGAAUCCCUCAAAGAGAAGUGGAUUCUUUAUGAUUCUACGCGCAAAACUUACCAGUGUACUACAAAUCCUAAAAGCAAAAAAAAAUGAUGUGGAAUUUAACGUUAAUGAUCUACAAAAGGUAAAAUUUAGCCUAUAUUGUGGAUCAAAGCAAGAUAAAGGAUUAAGGAUUUUGCUUUAUGAAAAAAAUGACAAACAACCACCCAUAUUUCGAGAAAACAAAAAAUCUAAUUCGAUGAAGGUAGAAAGUAACAAACCACGCAAUAUUCAAACUUGUGUAGGGACGCCUAAAGUUACAAAUACUGUUAACUCUAAGAACAAUAAUACCUUAAAUAAUAAUGCUGAUUUGCAAGUUCCUAGCCAAAAAUGUGAAAAUGUAAAUAAGUACUCCAAUGAAAAUUCACAAUGGUUUUCUAAUCCAAAAACCAAAAACAUAAGCACUUUGAAGCGAAAUUACACGAAAAAUAAUGUAAAUACGAACACUAAAUAUAAUAGGAAUGUUACUCAUAACCGGUUUUAUGAACGUAACUCGGAAAGAUGUUCAAAUGAAUAUAAACUUACGAAAAUAAAAAGCAAAUCGUCUAACGUAAAAGAUAUUGAUGAAAGCCAAUCAUCUAACAUAAAAGACAUUGAUGACUUACAAAGAAGGAUUCAUAAUGUUCUUUGUAAAAUAAAGUCGCAUAGUUAUAAAUACAAACCAGAAUCCAAAGAAAAUAUAGAUAUUUUAAGUUCUCUUGAGAAAAUCGAAAAAAGUCGCUAUAUUCGGGAUUCAAAUGUCAUUUCGUGUCUAAAAAGACAACUAAAAGCGGAAGUGAAUUUUAAAAAAGAAAUUCAAACCAUCAAAAAUUAUUUAGAUGAUGACGUAAUUCAAAGCCAUAAUGAAGAAAAUGAUCCCACCGGAAAAGUUAUUCCUGAUGAGACAUUUAAUUCGAAAACUGACUCAACUUAUUCUUCUCUAGAGAUUGAUAUUGAAAGUGCAACACAAUUUCGGAUUUUAAGAAAUCUUUACAUUCAAGAACUUUUGAAAAUAAAAAAAAAUGCUGAAAAGGAAACAAUGAACAACAUAAACAUUACGUUAGAUAUUUUGAAAUUGCAGUCUAAAUCAAUAGUCAAAUGCAAAGGGAAGAUGAGAUUAUCAAUUCAAAAAGCUAAUGAUAAUUUUGACAAAGCAAUUAAUAAAAUGGAGUAUCUCCAGGGGUGGCAUAAUAGCAUGGUGGAGAGACUUGAAGAACUUGAAGAUAUGGUUGAUAAUGUAAAUUAUAAAAUUAAUCAAAUUUAA
Diversispora eburnea is the source of this 1401-nucleotide messenger RNA. The record is from the annotation of a GenBank genome assembly. NCBI's taxonomy places the organism in Eukaryota, Fungi, Glomeromycota, Glomeromycetes, Diversisporales, Diversisporaceae.